Molecule: messenger RNA, 1545 nt
Organism: Aspergillus calidoustus
Lineage: Eukaryota; Fungi; Ascomycota; Eurotiomycetes; Eurotiales; Aspergillaceae
Source: the annotation of a GenBank genome assembly
AUGGGUCUCUCCAAGACCAACAGGAUCAUAAUCCUGUUGGUGAUUGACACCGCGUUUUUCCUGCUGGAACUGAUCGCAGGUUAUUCCGUCCACUCCCUUGCCCUCGUCGCCGACUCCUUUCAUAUGCUUAACGAUGUGAUCUCUUUGAUCGUUGGACUAUGGGCUGUCAAGGUCGCCAACCGCGAAACGUCUUCCAAGAUGUACACCUACGGGUGGCAACGCGCCGAAACGCUCGGUGCGCUCGUCAACGGUGUAUUCCUCGUCGCUCUUUGCUUGUCCAUCUUCCUCGAAGCGAUACAAAGAUUGGUGGAACCGCAGGAGGUGAAGAACCCGAAACUGGUCUGCUUCGUGGGGUGCGCUGGACUGCUGUCGAACAUUCUUGGUCUUGUCCUUUUCCAUGACCAUUCCCACGGCGGCCACGGCCAUAGCCACGGCCACUCGCAUGAUAUUGAGACCGCAGAAGAAGUUGAUGCUGCGGAACAUGGCCAUAGUAAUGUUGAUCAAACGCGCGCCGAGCAGAGCACUGCUGGCAACAUCGCUGAACCUACAGCCACAUACUCCCGACGCCGGGCCCUUGAUAGCCAGCACCGCAGCGCGCGCCGAUACAGCACCCCUACCCGUGGUUUGGAGGACAUUGCCACUCACCCUGCUAGCAUGAGACAAGAUAUUAUCCUCGCCGCCAACAGAAAUCAGUAUCCCGAUGAUGACGAGAGCUUUGAUUCGGAUAGUGGACGGGUUGACCUUGGCCCCACGGAGCGCUCGACAUUGCUGGGUAACAAGGAUCGCGCUUCAAACUAUACCGACGAAAACACUCCCACCCGCGACCGUCCUACUACAGCCAUCAGAGACCCUCAUGAGUCGCACAACCAUGCGCAGCCCAAACCGAAGCACCAGAAGCAUGGCCAUGGCCACGAUCUCAACAUGCGGGGUGUCUUCUUGCACGUCAUGGGUGAUGCGUUGGGCAACAUCGGUGUCAUUCUUUCCGCGCUCGUCAUCUGGUUGACCGAUUAUUCUUGGAGAUUCUACGUGGACCCUGGUAUCUCGCUCGUGAUUACUGUCAUCAUUCUUCUCUCGGCGAUCCCUCUCUGCAAGGCCGCUUCUCGGAUUCUGCUGCAGGCAGUUCCCCAUGGUGUGAGCAUCGAUCACAUCAAGGAGGAUAUUGAACGUCUUCCUGGUGUUAUCGGCUCCCACCAUCUUCACGUCUGGCAACUGAGCGAUACCAAGACCGUUGCUUCCAUUCACAUCCAAGUGGACACCGAGAUCAAGGGUGAAGGCUCCGAGCGCUACAUGCACCUUGCCAAGCAAGUAAGGCAGUGCCUGCACGCAUAUGGCAUCCAUUCAUCCACCAUCCAGCCGGAGUUUGUCCGCGACAGCGACACCGAAGAUAACCAUCCCCUAUCCCAAUCGCACGGGCGCAACACAAACCCCUCAUCAGCCAUCUCCAGCCGCACACCCAGCGUCCGCGACGGAGACCCUCAAGCGUGUCUGCUAGAGUGCGACGACGACUGCACAGGCAAGCACUGCUGCCCGAAGCCCGGUACUUAA